ACACAGGCCCCAUCGAUUCAACACAACUGCAUACAUAAGCACUUACUAAUAAUAAAGCCCUGUUUGUAUGUCAUUUUCAUGGAGUACUACUGCUAACACAUAUGGAGUGUCAAGAGGAAAGGCCAAUCAUCUAUACCAUGGAAAACAAGCCGAUUGUGACAUGUGCUGGAGAUCAGGGCUUGUUCACGUCUCUCUAUAACUCAUUGGCUCAACAACUUCCUAGGGAGCCAAUGGAGUGGAGGAGGAGUUAUGGCCGAGCACCAAAAAUGAUCCACCUUGAAGCUAAUUUUGUCCAGUUUAAAGAGGACCUCCUCCCCAAGGAGGGCAACAAGGCUCUUCUUACCUUCCCCUUCCUCCACAUCUACUGGACAGAUUGCUGUGACACAGAGGUGUAUAAGAGCUCAGUGAAAGAGGACAUGAUGCGCUGGCAGAACAGCCUGAAGACCCACGGCUCAGCAGACUGGGUCAUCAUCGUCGUGGAGACUAAUGAUACAAAGAAGAAGAACAAGACGAACAUCCUGCCUCGGUCUUCCAUCGUGGACAAAAUCCGUAGUGACUUUUGCAACAAGCAGAACGACAGGUGCGUGGUUCUGUCAGAUCCUCUGAAGGACUCAUCUCGGUCGCUGGAAUCUUGGAAUUCCUUGCUGCUGAAGCUGCGAACUCUUCUCCUCAUGUCCUUCACCAAGAACCUUGGGCAUUUUGAAGAUGACAUGCGUACGCUCCGAGAGAAGCGCACCCAGCCUGGCUGGAGCUUCUGUGAAUACUUUAUGGUUCAGGAGGAGCUGGCCUUUGUUUUUGAGAUGCUGCAGCAGUUUGAAGAUGCCUUGGUUCAGUAUGAUGAGCUAGAUGCUCUUUUUACUCAAUAUGUCCUUAACUUUGGAGCUGGAGAUACGGCUAACUGGCUCGGCUCAUUUUGUGCCCCGGUUCGUAACUGGAGCGGCUUGCUGCUUCGGCGGCCGAUCGAUAUGGAAAAGAGGGAUAGCAUCCAGCGUGGAGAGGCCUGCCUGUUAGAUCUGAGAAGCUACCUGUUCUCUCGUCAGUGCACUUUACUUAUCUUCCUACAGAGACCCUGGGAGGUCACACAGAGAGCCUUAGAGCUGCUCCACAACUGUGUGCAGGAGCUACGCCUGCUGGAGGUGUCGGUCGUUGAUGGGGCGCUGGAUUGUUGGGUGUUCCUCAGCUGCUUGGAGGUUCUGCACAGAAUUGAAGGCUGCUGCGAUCAGGCUCAGUUAGCUGCAAACUGCUCCCAUACUGUCGGCCUCUGGGCCUACGCUACAGACAAGCUGAAGUCUCUGGGAGAACUCUGUGGCCUGGUGUCAGAGAAGGGACCCACAUCUGAGGACCUGAACAGGACUGUGGAUCUGCUGGCAGGACUGGGUGAUGAGAGGCCCGAGACUGUCAACAGUUUGCAAAGCCCUUACAAAAAGCUGAAAGAAGCUUUGUCGUCCGUUGAAGCUUUUGAAAGGCACUAUCUUGAACUUUCUCAUGCAGCUAUGGAAAUGUAUCGGGCCAUCGGCCGGCUGAGGUCUGCUAGACUGGUGGGGAAAAGCCUGGCUGAGUUCUACAUGAGGAAAGGAGACCCGGAACGGGCAGAAACCUUCUUACAAGAAGCUCUGAAGUCAUACGUAUCGGAGGGAUGGAGCCUCCCUGUGACUCACACCAGGAGACAGAUUGCUGAGUGUCAGAAACUGCUGGGAAAAACUGAAGACUACUUGCAAACCAGUGCCUUGUUGGCUGGUGAUGUGAAUCUGACCACGGAGGACAGAAAGCACUUUUGUCAGGAAAUUCUCAGCUUUGCUGGAAAGCCCGGAGACCACUCUUACAAAGUGACCCUCAGCAUGAAUGUUUUUGCUCAGCUCACACGGCUGCAGUUCCAGCCAGCGGCCUCGGUGCAUUCUGGAGCCGUCCUGCAGGUGGAGCUCACUCUGAAAUGUUUGAUGCCCAUUUCAGUGCACAUACAGCAACUAGCUGCUAGUAUUCACUUUGAUGUGGAUCAUGGAGGGACUCAUGGAAGGUCCAAAGGAGCUCAGAGACAAACAUACCCAGGGACAGUAGAGUUUAAACAGGGUAACUCGUUAGCUGGUCUUCCUUCCUCUGUUUCUGCUGGUCCUUCAUUAGAACUGGACGAGAUUCAGGACAGGAGUCCUUCGGACAAUUCUCUCAACUCUACUGGAGUUGUGUGUAAAAACACUCAUCUGGUAAUGCGUCGUCAUGACAGCAAUUCACCACCGGACACACCCAACUGUGUCAGCCCUCCUACUGUUUCUAUGAAAGAAGGCUCACAGAUGUUGAAGGUGCAAGAUGUAACGUUAGAGCCUGGAAAUAACAGCAUCGUCUUCACAGCACCAAGUGGGCAACCAGGUUUUUACACAUUGCGGCAGCUGUGCGCCACAGUUGGUGGAGUGCAGUUUGUCCAGUCUCAUAUCUACCCAUCAGUCCGGUAUGAAGUAUAUUCUCAGGAGCCCCAGCUCACUGUGGAGCCGCUCUCAGAGCCUCUGUUAGCCGGUCUGACUCAGAAGGUAAAGUUCACUCUGCUGACGGGUCACUACACUGUGAAGAAAGGAGAUGCUCUGCAGCUCAGCAACACAGACACCAUGCCCAUCCUGCCCUCCACCAGCUGCACCGCCUGCAUCAGCAGCCCAUCUGCUGAGUUUGUGGGUGAAAGCAUCAUGUCCAUCCAGUCGUCUGAAAAGGUGACCAGCAUCAGCUUACCUCCCACCCCUCCCUACCACAUCCUGGAGUUCCAGUUGGAGGUUUUGUGCAUCAUCCCGUCUGGGUCUGACCGGCCAGCCAAUGAGAGGCUGACCAAUGGGGAGGUCCGUCAUCGACCACGCAGCUACAGUCAUCCUGACACGCCGAUGACCGCCAUCGACCAGAGGAUGUCUAUUGACUGUCCGUGGUCGAUCUACUCUACACUGCUUGCCCUAACCUUCUACAUCCCCUUCAAGACCAAACACUCCCUGCUUUCUGCUGGUAACAGAAAGUACAUCCAGGUGUGUGUGCAGAAUGUGUCCGAUGUGAACUUUACACUAGCUGACAUGAAGCUGGCUGAGAAGCAGCACACGUCGUUGGAGCUACAGUCCCUCAAUAUUAAAACACAACAGCUUCUGUGCAGUAAGCACAGUGUGUUCUGCUUGUGGGAGGUCAGGUGGAAGGAUGACCUGCCUUCCUGUCUACAGUGUGUUUUCUCUGCCAACUUCUCUCCUCUCAACCAAGACGCCUCUGCCUUUAAACCCUUCCACUACCAGUUCCAGCUUGAGAGAGUCACUACAUUGUAUAGCGUGAGAGCGGAGAUCAUGCCUCCUGCUGGCGAGCAGCACUGUCGCUCCGGUUUACUCUGCGCACUCGAGGUGUUUAUAACACGACUGACCGAACCUGCAGAGGGAGAAAUAGCAGAGGACAGCAAAACUGACACUGACGGCCUAAAAACCACUAAACUUAUGUAUGAAGUGGCCGACAGCAGCAGUAACUGGGCAGUUUGUGGCAAAAGUUCAGGGAUGGUGUCCAUGCCGAUGAAGGCCAACGCCACACACAAGGUGCAGAUCCAGGUGAUGCCUCUGUUUGCAGGACACCUACCCUUCCCCAAGAUCAAAGUGCUCAAGUAUCUUCCUCACACCGCUGCAGUGGCCAUUCAGCCAGACCCUGACAGCUGUGUGGAGAACGACAGUCUGUCCCUGCUGGACAAGACGCUGGACGACCAGGCGGACACGGCAAGCAUCCGCAGCCGGGGCAGCAUCCACUCUGUGGGCAGCGGCGACCAGCAGCAGAAGGGUGUGGCCAUGCCACGUCUGGAGCCCUUCAGUCCCGGACAGGUUUUCAACCACAGCCAUGGACGGCAGGUUCUGGUGCUGCCCGCCACCGACGACCACAUCAUGGAAGUCAACGCUACAUGACCCUGGCGUUCAGAUCACCCAUGCACUUCUUUGUAGGACAUAGUCUCUGGAUGAACUCUGUUGAGCUCCAGGGCUGAUCAGGUCCAGGAUUCCAUGUCAAAGACCUUUGCAGGUUGCUGGUAUGGACUCCAUCCCCUAAGCAUGAAACGUUCACAUCACUGGAGACAUUACAGACUAGACAGUGAAGAGCCGACAACUGAUGAUAAAUUUAGAUAAAACAAGAAUCGUUGCCAUACUUUGUACAUAGGUCAUUGAAUGGAUUUAUAGAUAUAAAUAUAUAAAUAUAUAUAUGGACUGAUCAAUCAGAUCUGCACCUGUCAUGCUAUUUUGAACUGGGAGAAAAAGAACUACUCCUGAUUGUCCCACAAUUCACCAAAGCCCCAGAUGUGUGUUUGCCUUGAUCAGCGACACAAGUACUGUAACUUUGACUGAGUGUGAAGAGCUGUAAGUACUGUUCUGCUUGAGACCUUUGCCUUGAUGAUCCCACAUUAGAGAGUAAGUUUGCUUUAUUUAAAAGAAAAAAAAAUCUUACUGAAGACAUCCUUAACCCAGACAGACUUUUCUGUCCUGCCCAGUUCCAUAAAUAUUCCCUAAAAGAAAAGAAAAGAAAUAUUAACUGUGACCAGACUACACAUCUGACAUGUGUGAGACACCUGGAAUAACACCGGAAGGACAACAGCAGCACGAUCUGGGCUACCUGCCGAGUUUAGAGACUCCUGCAGUGUGUUGUUUCACCAUGACUUGCAGGACCCCCGACCGCCCUUUCUCUGCACAGCUGUUAGCUAAUCAACAGAGAAGUGAUGACGCUUGUGCUGAGAGGUGGAGUGUGUGAUUGGCAGUUUGUUGAUCAGCUGGUUGCCAGUCCAGCAUAUCUUCAUUGCUGUGUAACAACUCAAACUGAUGAUCAUUAUCCGAUCUGACAACAGUCAUCCUGAAAGUCUAAACUGAUGCGUAGCCGCAUCCUGGCAGUCACUUUCUCUUCAGAGCUGUUGUGUUGUCAUAUAGAAAUCAUUUUUUUUUUUUAACAAGAACAUAAAAUAAGUUAAAAAAUUGAUAUUAAACUAGAAAUACUGUGUUUUAUUGAAUUUUGGUGCUCUCCAGUUAAAUAUUCAGUUAGAGAUUCAGUUUGAUGAAUAUAUCUGCACCCAAUGUUAAGUGUGUAUUAGGGCUUUUUUCUUCUUUAUCAGUUAAUGAAAUGGUGGCAAUUUGUAAUAAUUUGUGUUAAAAAAAAAGGGACUGAAAAGGCCCAUUUAAGUCUUAAAAUUUAGCACUUACAAGAUUUUUCAUGAUUAUUUAUCAUUGUCAUUGUUUAAAAAAAUCAUUUGUUUUGAAUGUAGACAUCAAGGCAAAACUCUCAAAUACAAACCCAGUGAUGACACAAGAGGUUCAGACUGUGUGUGUGUGCGCGCGCAUGUUGUUCUGUUCUGCUGUGGUUCUGUGUACCUACAUAGGUCUUUGAUUCUGUAUGAGUGUGCACCAUCAGGUGAGACAUUUACACGAUGAUCAGCCUGUGCACACUGUUGUCUUACCAGUUGUCAGUGGAUUGUGCUGCGUGUGCAUAUUUAUUCUGUGUGUGUGCGUCACUAAUUCUGUGUCCGAGCUAUGCACACAUACUGUUGAUGCUGAGUGAGUUAAUGAAUGAGAUAAGAAAUUUAGUUCAUAUUCAUGUAUUCAUUUGGAAGGAAGAAUGUUGGCUACCCCCCCCACCAGUCCUCUCCCCCCUCUCAUGUAUCUACAGCUCUUCUUUGACCACUGUACAUACUGAUCUGUAAAUAAUGAUUAAAAUCAAAAUCAUCUUUGAUUGCCAACUAUAUUAAAAAAACAAAAAAAAAUGUAAGUGAC
Molecule: messenger RNA, 5735 nt
Organism: Melanotaenia boesemani (Boeseman's rainbowfish)
Lineage: Eukaryota; Metazoa; Chordata; Actinopteri; Atheriniformes; Melanotaeniidae
Gene: trappc10
Product: trafficking protein particle complex subunit 10
Exons: 23
Coding region: 102-3893 (1263 amino acids)
Biological process (GO): intra-Golgi vesicle-mediated transport; early endosome to Golgi transport
Cellular component (GO): TRAPPII protein complex
Molecular function (GO): protein binding
Source: RefSeq, a predicted model, not a curated record